Molecule: messenger RNA, 1053 nt
Organism: Metschnikowia bicuspidata var. bicuspidata NRRL YB-4993
Lineage: Eukaryota; Fungi; Ascomycota; Pichiomycetes; Serinales; Metschnikowiaceae
Product: H(+)-transporting V0 sector ATPase subunit d
Exons: 1
Coding region: 1-1053 (350 amino acids)
Biological process (GO): vacuolar transport; proton transmembrane transport; vacuolar acidification
Cellular component (GO): vacuolar proton-transporting V-type ATPase complex; proton-transporting V-type ATPase, V0 domain; fungal-type vacuole membrane
Molecular function (GO): proton-transporting ATPase activity, rotational mechanism
Source: RefSeq, a predicted model, not a curated record
AUGGAGGGCCUUUUUUUCAAUAUCGACUACGGGUACGUGGAAGGUGUGGUUCGCGGCUAUCGGAACGGGCUUUUGACCCUGAACCAGUAUGUCAACUUGACCCAGUGUGACACGUUGCAGGACUUGAAGUUGCAGCUUUCGGCAACGGACUACGGUAAUUUCUUGGCGUCGCAGGCGGGCCCCUUGCUGACGUCCAUCAUCCAGGACAGGCUUUCCAAAAGAAUGUACCUGGAGUUCCAGUAUUUGCGGGGCCAGAGCACGGGCAAAUUGGCCCGCUUUAUGGACUUCAUUUCCUAUGGCUACAUGAUCGACAACGUGCUGUUGAUGAUCACGGGCGCGUUGCACGAGCGCGACUUGGCCGACAUUUUGCCCAAGUGCCACCCGUUGGGAUGGUUCGAUACGCUCCCCACUUUGUCUACGGCCACCGAUAUCGACUCCUUGUACGACGUGGUGUUGGUGGACACCCCGUUGGCGCCCUUUUUCAAGGACUGCUUGACGCUCCAUGACUUGGACGACUUGAACAUUGAGAUCAUCCGCAACAGGUUGUACCGCAACUACUUGGAGGCGUUCAUCAAGUUCGUCGAGCAGGAAUUCGACGGGCCGGACCUCGAAAUCAUGACGCGCUUGUUAAGCUUCGAGGCGGACAAGCGUGUGAUCAACAUCGCGUUGAACUCAUUGCACAACGCGGAGUUGAGCGCAGAGGACAAGCUCGGUCUUUUUCCCCGCUUUGGCCAGUUGUACCCCGUGUACCACAACGAGUUGGCCAGUGCCGAGGAGGUGGAACAGAUCAAAGCCGUGGUGGAGUCCAUCGGCGAGUUCAGGGACAUUUUCAGCGACUCGCAGGGCACCGGCGGCCAGAAGAACAUUGAGGACUGGUUCUAUUUGUUGGAGAUGAGGUACAACAAGAACGCGUUCACGCAGCAGUUCACGUUGUCGAGCGUGUGGGCGUGGUUGCGCUCCAAGGAACAGGAGGUCCGCAACAUCACGUGGAUUGCCGAGUGCAUUGCGCAGAACCAGAAGAACAGAAUCGACAACUACAUCUCAGUUUACUAG